Molecule: messenger RNA, 1495 nt
Organism: Macadamia integrifolia
Lineage: Eukaryota; Viridiplantae; Streptophyta; Magnoliopsida; Proteales; Proteaceae
Product: inositol 2-dehydrogenase/D-chiro-inositol 3-dehydrogenase
Molecular function (GO): nucleotide binding
Source: RefSeq, a predicted model, not a curated record
ACACCCACAAUUGCUGACCUUUCCCCCGUGUCUCCACUCACUACGUUGAUCACCUAUCUUCUUCAGUCACUGCUACAUUGCUAUAGUUCGGCCCUUCCACCUAUAGAGGCGGCGAAGGGGGGCAGAGGCUGUGAGGAGCCAUGGGAGGAGACAUGGUGAAAUAUGGAAUCAUAGGAGUUGGGAUGAUGGGAAGGGAACACCUAUUGAACUUAGCCCAUCUCCGAUCUCAAGGUGUCGCCGUCGUCUGUAUUGCUGACCCUCACCUUCCUUCCCAGGAAUUUGCCCUCAACUUGGCUCAAUCCUUCAAUUGGUCACCCAAGGUGUUCUCAGGACACCAGGAACUACUGGAUAGUGGGGUCUGUGAUGUAGUUAUUGUCUCAACUCCAAACAUGACCCACUAUCAAAUCCUCAUGGAUAUCAUCAACCAUCCAAAACCCCAUCAUGUUCUUGUGGAGAAGCCCCUGUGUACCACUGUCAAGGACUGCAAAAAGGUCAUAGAUGCUGCUAAAAUGAGGCCAGAGAUACUGGUUCAAGUAGGCUUAGAGUACAGGUACAUGCCACCAGUUGCUAAACUGAUAGAGGUAGUUAAGGGUGGAGCAGUUGGACAAGUGAAAAUGGUGGCAAUUCGCGAGCAUCGGUUUCCUUUCCUGGUUAAGGUGAAUGAUUGGAACCGGUUCAUCAACAGUGGGGGGACUCUUAUAGAGAAGUGUUGUCACUUCUUUGAUCUAAUGAGGCUGUUUGUUGGUAUAGAUGUUAAUCACAAGGAUGAAAUUUAUGAUGGAAAGGUACCCGAUAUCAUUGAUAAUGCAUUUGUUAUCGUAGAAUUUGAUAAUGGUUCUCGAGGCAUGCUUGAUCUUUGCAUGUUUGCUGAAGGGAGUAAAAAUGAGCAAGAAAUUUCUGUGGUUGGUGAUAUUGGGAAGGGUGAGGCAUUUGUCCCUGAGAAUGUCGUGCGUGUGGGCACUCGAACAGAAGGAAGGGUUGGAGUCCAAACUUUAAAAGCCGAGGAUAAACGGAUAAAAUAUGAGGGAUUGCAUCAUGGCUCAAGUUAUUUGGAACAUGUCAACUUCUUGGCUGCAGUUAGAGAUCAAGGCGUCCGAGCACCUGCAGUAGGUUUGCAGGAUGGGUUGCUCUCAGUUUCCAUGGGAGUUGCAGCGCAGCUUUCAAUUGAGUAUGGCCGUUUUGUGACAAUUGAAGAAGUUAUAAAUGAUCAGAAAAAUUACGGUCUCCAAUUGAAUAAUGGGGUUUUAUAAGCAAACAGCAUAGGGCAGAGCACUAAUAAGGGGUGGCAGAAUGGUUUCAUAAAUAGAUGGCUGGCAGAAUGGUUUCAUAAAUAGAUGGCUGAAAGGUCAUUUCAUGUGAGGAGGGACAGAGAGAGAGAGAGAGAGAGCGCGCAUUUGGUUCAGAGAACAUUUUCUCUUAAAUAAAUUUGUUUCAUGUGCAACUUUUCUAUAUUCAUUCUUCUUUUCAGUAAAGCUUCGGAAUCCUUCCUGCAAUC